Messenger RNA from Mauremys reevesii (Reeves's turtle), 956 nucleotides. Its product is annotated as butyrophilin subfamily 1 member A1-like. The transcript is spliced from 8 exons. The coding region runs from base 30 to 956 and encodes 308 amino acids. The record is from RefSeq and is a predicted model, not a curated record. NCBI's taxonomy places the organism in Eukaryota, Metazoa, Chordata, Testudines, Geoemydidae.
UCGCUGUUAAGUACUCAGUGCUGUUCCAGAUGUUAGAUCAAGUUACAGUGAAGAUGAAGAUUCUCUCAUUCUGUGACAGCUCCAAAGCCAGCUCCUCUCUCCCUGGUUUUAUUAUUUUCUUCUUUACUUGUUAUGUUCACAAGAUGGAAUCAGCAAAGUUCACAGUGAUUGGACCCCGUGACCCUGUCACUGCCAUCCUGGGUCAGGAAGCUGUGUUACCCUGUCACCUGUCCCCCCCGAUGAGCGCUGCAAACAUGGAGGUGAGAUGGUUCCGAUCUCAGUUCAUAUCCUUUGUGCACCUGUAUCGUGAUGGGAAGGAUCAGUAUGAAGGGCAGAUUCCAGAGUAUCAGGGAAGAACAGAGCUUUUAAAAGCCGGACUCAUAGAUGGAAACGUUCCCUUGAGGAUUCUCAAUAUCAGACACUCUGAUGAAGGACAAUACCUGUGUUUUGUUCAAGACGAUACUUUUUAUGAAGAAACCGUAUUGGAACUGCAGGUAGCAGGUCUGGGCUCUGCUCCUCUCAUCUCUAUUGAGGGUCACCAGGAUGGAGGGAUCCGGGUGGUUUGUCGAUCAGCUGGUUGGUACCCAGAGCCUGUGGUGCUAUGGAGAGAUCUCAGUGGGCGACAUUUACCAUCACUCUCUGAAACAAAAUCCCAAAGCGAUAACAACCUGUUUGGAAUAGAAACUGCACUCAUUGUGAAAAAACAUUCAAACCAAAACUUGUCCUGUUGCAUCAGGAACACCGUUCUCAAUCAAGAAAAGGAAUCAGCAGUUUAUAUAGCAGAUUCCUUUUUCCCGAGGGUAAAUCCCUGGAUGGUGGCUCUGAGUAUGAUCCUGAUGGUUUUGUUUGGUUUCAUUGGCCUCACUGCUUAUCUCUUUAAAAUGAAAGGGAAGCUUACAGAAGAAGUCGGUAAACGACAUACAGAAAUUGCUUUUUAUUACUAUUCUUUUUUGUAA